This is a messenger RNA of Peniophora sp. CBMAI 1063, 1446 nucleotides long. NCBI's taxonomy places the organism in Eukaryota, Fungi, Basidiomycota, Agaricomycetes, Russulales, Peniophoraceae. The record is from the annotation of a GenBank genome assembly.
AUGCUCGUACAUCUUGCCGUUGCGCUCUUCCUCGUUGGACUCGUCAUAUUCCUAUUCACUGUCAAUACCGUACUCGCAAGCUUCGUCGCAGCGGCUACGGGUAGUACCAUUCUGACUUACGCCGCUCCGAGCUUUAUCCCGUUCCUUGACGAGAGCUGCCCCUACCGCACACCACUCACAGAUGCAUUAUCGGCAGUCUCCUGGUUCCUCUCGCGAUUUAGCAGAAGCAAGGAGGCGCAACAGCUUGGACUUCCUAAGUGGACAACUUCUAAAAGAGAAAUUCCGGUCAAAGAGAAGGAAGGCCCCCUGAGCUCAGAACGUAUGACGUUCAUCUGGGCUCGCGCCGGUUCUUACCUGCUUCGACCGGAAGGAUUUGGGCCAUUCUCAAAUUACAUGACCGUGGUUGCCGAUAUGCGCAAUAAAGCAUUUGUCCGAGAGCUCGUCAAGGGCGGCUUUGUGGAUCGGGCGUUGCGCCAGCAUAUCGAAUCCUUCGAGACGAUGAAGCUUGCGGACGUGCUGGGAGUACUUCGUCUAUCCUCUUUCAUCGUUGAAAGCUGUGGCGUGGAUGAGAGAUGGAGAACGGCUAGUUGGAACGUCUGCAUACCCUUUGCCAUGAAGAGGUUCCGCGCAUUGCUGAUGUCGGGGAGUUCAUACGACGAGCUGGAGUGUUUCGACAUGAUCAUAGCAUUGACUAGGUUGCGUAAGGCCAUUGCUGGUCCUAUCCGGUCUAGACUUCCGCAAGCGGGCGAGGCAUUAAUGGCGCAUGUCGAAUCGGUCGUGCAGUUCAAGACCCUUCCUGUGUACUCAGAGCAGGAUCCCAUCACGCAUUUAUCCGAGGCCAACUUAUUCAGUCUCGUAGCCCAUGCGCUGACGAUACCGGUCGAGGCCCUACAUCGCGACGGCGACACAAUGCGCAAUCUGCUUGAAAGAGAGCUGAAGUUGGAUUGUGGGGAAUCAGGCUGGAGGCCGAGCAGCGAGCGUCCUCUCGCAUCGCUCGAACUCAUUCGCGUUCUUCAGAAGCUCGGAUUGGAUUCCUGGAUGUACCCAGGCUCCUCGCGCGUUAUUUCCAAUACCCAGAAGCCGUACGACUUACUGCUAUUAGGGAAGCUAUCCUGGGCCACCGGUAUACUGAAGAACCUGGUACAACGCGUACGGUUCGACGAAAUGAUCCCACCGACAUUCCCUCUUCCCUUUGAUUCUGAACUUGGUUAUGCCGCCAUGAGCCAGGUGGCAGGUCCAACAAUCGCCUCGCCAGCUGCACCAACGCCGUCCUUCCCAUCUCUUCCGUGGCGCUUAGUGGUGUAUGGAGCUGAGAAUGGAAAUUCGGCUGAGAGUGGCACGUCCUCGCAUAUCCCACUUCUUGUCCGUAGCGAUGGCGGAACCGAGGUAACCGUUACUGAACGUAGUCCCGGAGAGGGAAGAUCCGAUGGCACUGGGAAGUAUUAG